UUGAACCCGGUUCUCUGUCGCCCAUCCUGCGGCACCCCACUCCGCCGUCCGUCGUCUACACGUCCACACUGCCUCCGGCCAAGGGCGGUUGGGUUGGGUUGGGUUGAGACGCUGGGUGGCCCGUGCGAGCGGAACGCAUGGAGAAGGCCCUCACCAAGAUCGGCAGCUUCACCAUUUCCCGGAAGGCCAAGCAGGAGCUCUCCGCCAUCGGCGACGAUAUCUCCCGUUUGUCGAGCACUGUGGAGGAGAAGGCGAAAUGGGUCUUCGACAAGCUCAAAGGCAAACCAAACAAGUCACUCUCUGAUCUCCUGCGUGAGUACAACCUUCCUCCAGGCCUCUUCCCUCGGAACAUCAUCUGCUACGAAUAUGAUCAAACAAGCUCGAAGCUUGUGGUGCACCUGUCUAAGCCCUGUGAGGUGAGCUUCAAAGAUUCGUCUGUAAUUCGGUACGCUCCUCGUGUCAAGGCGACGCUGUCUCGAGGUAAGCUUUCUGCAAUCGAGGGCAUGAAGACCAAGGUAGUUGUGUGGGUGAAGGUGGCUAGCAUAAGCCUGGAGAGCUUCAGGUCUGACAAGAUCUGCUUCAUAGCCGGCGUGAAGAAACUGAAGCAGAAGGAUGCUUACGAGGCCCCCAGGGAAGCCAUCGCAGUCGAGGAGUUCUGAGCUUGAGUUCAUUAAUCUUCUUAUCUCAUAGUAGCUUCAUGCUUACCAUUCUUUUGAGUCCAUGUGGUGUGAUUCUGGAGGACAUAUUGGUGGUUUCUGUGCUGGGAUCCAGCAGAUUUGUAUAUUGGAAAGAUGGAGAAUUUGUUCCUCCUGACAAAAGACACUCAGUGCAUGUUCUCUGAUCGGUCCUUCACAUGUAUGAUGUCCUACCAAUGUGAACUUUUUAGUAUGUGUUCUGGUUCUGAA
Molecule: messenger RNA, 905 nt
Organism: Oryza brachyantha (malo sina)
Lineage: Eukaryota; Viridiplantae; Streptophyta; Magnoliopsida; Poales; Poaceae
Exons: 3
Coding region: 138-659 (173 amino acids)
Source: RefSeq, a predicted model, not a curated record